Messenger RNA from Penicillium riverlandense, 1608 nucleotides. RefSeq lists its product as uncharacterized. Bases 1 to 1608 code for a protein of 535 amino acids. NCBI's taxonomy places the organism in Eukaryota, Fungi, Ascomycota, Eurotiomycetes, Eurotiales, Aspergillaceae. Gene Ontology annotation, molecular function: carbohydrate:proton symporter activity. The record is from RefSeq and is a predicted model, not a curated record. Gene Ontology annotation, biological process: carbohydrate transport; transmembrane transport. The transcript is spliced from 3 exons. Gene Ontology annotation, cellular component: membrane.
AUGUUACAAUCUACGGAAGCGAAACCUGCUCUGUCCGACCUCGAUGAGUUCGAGGGUCUUGUUCUGGCAGAUGUUACCCCUAAACUCAAAAAGUGGUGGUUUCAGUAUCCAUCCCUGCUCAAACUGAAUCUGCUGUUACUUUGCGCCUUCCUGGCUCAGUUUACCUGCGGGUUUGACGGUAGUAUGUUGAACGGCAUGCAGUCCUUGCCUUCGUGGAAAGCUGCAUUUGGUAACCCGGAUGGUGCCAAGUUGGGCACUAUGGUCAAUGCUAUCAACAUUGGUGUACUGGUUUCUGUAACCUUCUCCUCGCAGAUGUGCGAGAUCCUCGGACGAAAGAAACCCAUCACAGUCGGUACAGCUUUAAUUACUAUUGGAUCGGCUCUCCAGGGUGGUGCGCAAAGCUUGGGCAUGUUCAUUGCUGGCCGCAUUAUCAUCGGUUUAGGUACUGGCAUCGUGGCCGUCGCCGCUCCCCAGCUAAUGACGGAGGUCGCGUAUCCAACCCACCGUGGAAAGAUUGUUUCUUUAUAUAUGACCCAGUGGGUCGUGGGCUACUUGAUCGCAGCUUGGACUACGUUCGGUACUUUCAAAAUGGAUUCCUCUUGGAGCUGGAGGCUGCCCAGUCUCUUGCAGGGUGUUCCGUCAAUCCUGCAGCUGGUGCUCAGUGUCUUUGUACCGGAAUCUCCUCGUUGGCUUGUUUUCAAGGACCGACAGGAAGAGGCUAUGAAUGUGCUCGCCAAAUAUCAUGCGGGCGGAGAUCGUAAUUCUCGACUGAUUCGCUUCGAAAUGCUUGAAAUCCAGGCGACGUUGGAAGAGGAAAAGAAGGAGAAGGCAAUCCAGUGGAGAGAGUUUAUCCGCACCCAGGGAAACCGAAAGCGUCUCUGGAUCUUGUUGUUUAUUGGCUACGCUGCUCAGUUGUCUGGCCUUGGCCUGACCGGAUACUAUCUCGCUAAGAUCCUUGAUAGUAUCGGUAUCACAGAUGCAGAGACUCAGCUGCUCAUUAACGCUAUAGCAGCUAUCUGGCAGUUAUGCUGCUCGAUUUUCUUCGCUAUGCUUAUCGACCGUUUUGGCCGAAGAGGAUCGAUCACCUUCGGCAUGACUAUCAUGCUUCUUGUGUUUAUUAUCUGGACGAUUUGUUCGGCUCUUAACGAGCAGAGGAACUUCACGGAUCGCCCGCUUGAGCUGUCUGUUGUUGCUAUGAUUUUCCUAUUCCAAGUUGGCUACCAACCGUUUGCCAUUGCCACCGUGCCUUAUGUUGUGGAGUGUUCUCUCUUCUCUCUUCGGUCCAAAACAGCUAUGAUCUUCCAAUUUUGCGGAUACACAGCCAGUUUCUUUACCAGUUAUGUGAACCCUAUUGCCAUGGACAGAAUUGGUUGGCGCUACUACAUAGUCGCCUGUGUCGUUCUGGGAUUUGAAUGCGCAUUUGCGUGGUGGUAUUUGCCGGAGACUAAGGGCAAGGGCCUUGAGGAAAUCGGCGAAAUUUUCGAUGGCGAGGAGCUCUUGACGGGUGCCCAGGCAAUCACCAAACAGUAUAAGGAGCAGCAUGCGGCCAACAACCUUCGCGAGAGGAAGGCUUUUGCCGAGCAUGUCGAUGUUAUUAACAAGGACUGA